AUGGCCAGACUUUUGCCUUCCAUCUUUCCCCUUUGUUUCCAUUACAUCAUUGUUUUAAGUUUUGUUGCAACAGUUAUCCAUUCAUCGACCCUGGACUCCGAUAUUCAAGCACUCCGCAGCCUGAGGCAUGCCAUCGAUCCCACCUCAAUCUCCCCAACAUCUUUCCUCAGUAGUUGGGACUUCAUGGUGGAUCCAUGCGGAAGUACGGGCGAGCAGUUUCUGGGAAUUUUAUGUAGUAAUCCUUUAGACAACGUCUCUAGCAGGAUAAUCGCAAUCGAUCUCGAUGGCGUUGAAUAUGACGGGUUUCUGACACCGUCGAUUGGGAACCUCUCUGAGCUCACCAUCCUCAACCUGAGCAAGAACAAGUUCCGAAGAACAAUCCCGGGAACCAUCUCCAACCUUAAAAAGCUCACCACGCUUUCAUUGGCAGACAACUAUCUCACAGGCACCAUUCCUGACGAAAUCACUUUGCUCAAGAAUCUUGAACGCCUAGACAUUUCUGGAAACAGGAUAUCUGGCUCUGUUCCAGUCAAUAUCUCUGGAUUACGAAGCUUAAACUACUUAAGCUUGUCAGGUAACGCGCUCACAGGCACAAUCCCAGACCUCACAGGGCUAUGGCAGCUCAAGACUUUAGACCUCAGCGCCAACCAGUUCUAUGGGUAUCUCCCAAAUCUUCCCGUCAGAUUGACAACACUCUCUCUAAACCACAACAUACUUUCAGGCCACAUUUCACCAGUCAAAAAGCUCAAAAACCUUGUACGGCUAGAUGUGAGUGACAACAGGUUUUCUGGUCUGAUUAGCGACGACAUCCUUUCAUUACCACGGCUAGUUUACUUGAACAUUUCAAACAACCGCUUCGACGGAAUAGAGACAUUCAAAAUUUCCGGAAGAGAGACGCAACUUCAAGUGCUUGAUGCAGAAAACAACCAGUUCCACGGCCGUUUGCCUACCAAGUUGGUCACAAUUCAGAACUUGACCCAAAUUAACUUCGCACAUAAUCAGUUCUCCGGUCCGAUACCAAGGGAAUAUGGGGAAAGACUGGAGCGAUCGUGGAGAAUCCUCUACUUGGAUAACAACUUUUUGUCAGGACAUCUUCCACCGGAGUUCAUUACUCACACGAGGAGGGUUAGGGGCAGUCUGUCAAGGAAUUGCCUUAGGUGUCCGACCAUCAUACCGUUGUGCCGCGGAGGGCAAAGGCCAUUUUCAGAAUGCCUUAGGCAGACCAAUGGCAGCAAAUGA
Molecule: messenger RNA, 1239 nt
Organism: Alnus glutinosa
Lineage: Eukaryota; Viridiplantae; Streptophyta; Magnoliopsida; Fagales; Betulaceae
Product: probable LRR receptor-like serine/threonine-protein kinase At4g36180
Exons: 1
Coding region: 1-1239 (412 amino acids)
Molecular function (GO): protein binding
Source: RefSeq, a predicted model, not a curated record